Tupaia belangeri chinensis (Chinese tree shrew) is the source of this 1038-nucleotide messenger RNA. RefSeq names its product olfactory receptor 4K3-like. Gene Ontology annotation, cellular component: membrane. Gene Ontology annotation, molecular function: olfactory receptor activity; G protein-coupled receptor activity. The record is from RefSeq and is a predicted model, not a curated record. Gene Ontology annotation, biological process: G protein-coupled receptor signaling pathway. Lineage: Eukaryota; Metazoa; Chordata; Mammalia; Scandentia; Tupaiidae.
AUGGAUGAAGGAAAUCAGUCUGUAGUGUCAGAAUUUGUGCUUCUGGGACUUUGCCACUCUUGGAAUAUACAGCUCUUACUCUUCCUGGUGUUUAAUAUACUUUACCUGAUCAUUGUAUUUGGAAAUACUCUCAUUGUGACUUUAAUCAUCACUGACCACCAUCUCCAUUCCCCCAUGUACUUCUUCUUAGCCAACCUGUCCUUUCUAGACCUGAUUUCCUCAGUCACCACUCCUAAGAUGAUCACAGACUUUCUCAGGGAGAACAAGACUAUUUCCUUUGGAGGCUGCAUGUGCCAAGUCUUCUUUGUGCAUUUUUUUGGAGGUGGUGAGAUGGUGCUGCUUCUGGUAAUGGGCUAUGACCGGUACAUGGCCAUCUGCAAACCACUCCACUACUCUACCAUUAUGAGCCUACGAAGGUGCAUUGGGCUGGUGGUGAGUUUCUGGAUCACUGGCUUUCUGCAUGCUUUGAGUCAAAUGGUUUUAAUUAUGCAGCUGCCGUUCUGUGGUCCAAGAGAAAUAGACAGCUUCUUCUGUGAUAUUCCUCUGGUCAUAGAGCUUGCCUGCAUAAAUUCCUCUGCUUUGGGAAUAUUCUUGAAUGCUGGCAGUGGGGUUCUAAGCAUGAUCACCUUUGUACUGUUACUGAUAUCCUACACAUACAUUCUUUUCACUGUCCGCCAACGCUCUAAAACUGCUGCGUCUAAGGCUCUCUCCACCUGCACUGCCCACAUCACUGUGGUGGUGCUCUUCUUUGGGCCCUGCAUCUUCAUCUACGUGUGGCCACUGAGCAUUACUUGGGUGGACAAGUUUCUUGCUGUGUUCUACUCUGUUUUUACACCUCUCCUGAAUCCAGCCAUCUAUAGCCUGAGAAAUAAAGAGAUGAAAAAUGCAAUGAAGAGAUUCAGAAACUAUUACAUAAAAUCUAAGUGCACGUACCACCCUAACCCACUGCCUUAUGGUGGAUCUCAGAUCUGCUUGGGAGAUCACAGUUCUGUGACGUUUAGUCGAGAUGAGCAGCGUUCAGCUAUCCUCGUCCAAUGA